AUGCUUCGCGUGGUGGUGGCUCUGGCGCAGCUGCUGCUGCUGGUGUGUCGCUGCAGCGGUGUGACGUCGCUUGCGGGCGUCAAGAGACACGCUGACAGCCAAUACCCGUAAGCACACGAAGGGAGCGAGGGAGGUUCUUUCACUCAUUCACACGUGUCUCGUGGUGUUUGUCUCAAGUGUGUGUGACGUCGCCAUCAACGGCUCCGUCUGUCAUUCUUCGGGUGCUGGUGUGCUGUUGUCCGAGGCGCGCCAAUACGGACGCGUUGCCAAAUACUCGUUCGACAGCAGCGGACCACUCGACAGGCACACAACACACACACACAGACAGACAUCGACGCACUCCCACACACAUGUCUCUUUCUGUUCUCUGUGCUCACACAUGCAGUUCUGGUUUUGCAAAUCACGGUGUGAAUGGCGACAUGAUUCUGGCGGCGCCGUCUCUGUUCGCCGGUCGCAGCGGUGCCGUCUUCUCGGUCGACGACAGCCCGUACCUGCGGGUGCCCCACUCGCCGCUGCUGCUGCACUCGAGUGACUUCACCAUCAUGGGAUGGUUCGCCAUCCAACAGCCACGCUGGCUUUCCCGCCGGCACAUGUACCCUCCGCUUUGUCCUUUGGUCCUCAAAGGCCGCCUGCCCACCACACACACUGGUGGCAACGGCAAGCGCGUCGAAAUGAGCCCCGCCCUGAUGUACAACACCACAUCGCUGCGCCUCAAAGUCCUGCUGUCCACCACCUCGUCCGGCGCCACAGCAGUCGAGACACUCGACAGCAACGCCAGACUCUCACUCGUACGCACACACACACACACACACGCACACACAGACACAGACAUCUGCGUCUCCGUCCCUCUGUCUGUGUCCAGCACGUGUGGACACAUCUGGCGGUGGUGCGGCACUCCCAGCGGCUGAGGGUGUAUGUCGACGGCCUCCUCGACAGCACGCUGCUGACGGUCGGCCUCACUCGCCCAAACGCCGAGCCGCUCUACAUCGGCGGCGCGCCCCGGACGCAGACGGCCUGUCGAGCCCCUAUUUUGGUCGACGAGCUGAAGGUCUUCAACCGCUCCCUGUCGAUGGCCGAGGUCAUGGCCGAGGGCAACGCGGGAGUGGCGGGGAGCGAACAGGGCUUCGUUCGGCUGUCGUGCGCCCACUGCACCAUGGCCGAGGGAGUGAGGGGCUGCCGAAACACAGCGGGAUACCACUUCUGCACCACAAGGGGGCUGCAGUCGGGCGGUAUGUAAUAAUCAUGACGACACACAAAGGCAGACAAUCCAUUCAUCGUCGUCACAUGUGUGUGUGUCUGGCAGCUUUGGCUGUCGCUCGUCAGCUCGGCUGGUAUGUGACGGGCAAGACGGCCGUCCUCUCGCAACCCAACAAAGAGACGAUACAGACACCAAGUGAGACACACACGAGGUGAUUGCCGCGUGAGCAUGUCAGCGUGUGUGUGUGUGUGUGUGUGUGUGUAAGGCUCGUCUGAGGGUCUGGGGCUGUGCUGCCGAGACCAAAUGGCCACCCAAUGA
Molecule: messenger RNA, 1516 nt
Organism: Vitrella brassicaformis
Lineage: Eukaryota; Vitrellaceae
Source: the annotation of a GenBank genome assembly